Messenger RNA from Pungitius pungitius (ninespine stickleback), 2482 nucleotides. RefSeq names its product E3 ubiquitin-protein ligase KCMF1-like. Gene Ontology annotation, molecular function: zinc ion binding. Lineage: Eukaryota; Metazoa; Chordata; Actinopteri; Perciformes; Gasterosteidae. Gene Ontology annotation, cellular component: plasma membrane. Bases 153 to 1418 code for a protein of 421 amino acids. The transcript is spliced from 7 exons. The record is from RefSeq and is a predicted model, not a curated record. Gene Ontology annotation, biological process: synaptic signaling.
GAGGGGGGCGGAGGCAGUGAGCCAGACCGGAUCCUUCAUGAGGGAAGAGGCCAGGGACAGCCAACCAACCCCGGCUUCUCUUCUCUUCACUAAUAUUAUUCUGUAUUGCAAGCCAAGGAGCCCGAAGAGGGGGCUGCGCUAGUGUUCAUAGGAUGUCCCGUCACGAAGGCGUGAGCUGCGAUGCAUGUUUAAAAGGCAACUUCAGAGGACGACGAUACAAAUGUUUAAUCUGCUACGACUACGAUCUGUGCGCUUCGUGCUACGAGAGCGGUGCGACCACGACCAGACACACCACAGAGCAUCCCAUGCAGUGUAUAUUAACCCGAGUGGACUUUGACCUGUACUACGGUGGAGAAGCGUUCUCGGUGGAGCAGCCCCAGGCCUUCACUUGUCCAUACUGUGGCAGGAUGGGCUACACGGAAAUCUCCCUGCAGGAGCACGUGGCUGCAGAGCACACGGAGACCUCCACAGAGGUGAUUUGCCCCAUAUGUGCAGCGCUGCCAGGUGGAGACCCCAAUCUUGUGACUGAUGACUUUGCUGCUCAUCUCACACUUGAACAUAGAGCACCAAGAGACUUGGAUGAGUCUAGCGGGGUGCGGCAUGUGAGGAGGAUGUUCCACCCUGGGCGUGGCCUGGGGGGUCCACGAGCUCGCCGGUCCAACAUGCACUUCACCAGCAGCACCACAGGGGGGCUCUCCACCAGCCAGAGUGCCUCACAAAGCUCCAACUACAGCAGAGAGGCCAUGGACCCCAUAGCAGAGCUUCUGUCCCAGCUGUCGGGGGUGCGGCGCUCGGCGGGCGGUCAGCUCAGCUCGGGCCCCUCGGCGUCCCAGCUCCAGCAGCUUCAGAUGCAACUCCAGCUGGAGCGCCAGCAGGCCCAGGCGGCACGGCAGCAAUUGGAGAUGGCGCGAAACGCCACCCGGGGCGGAGGCCGAGCCAACGCGAUGCUCAACACCAACUCCGGGGGCGCCAACCCCAACCCCAACCCCAACGCCGGCGCUAACCACAAUACCAACCCCAGUCCUAACCCAGGUCCCCCGGAGUCCAACACACAGCAAACGGCGCACAGCUCCCAGUUCCUACUCAGCAGGCUGAGCGAACCGCGGCUGUCGGAGGCGGAGCGGCAGGCGUGCGAGGCCCAGUGGGCCGACAGGAGCCUGUUUGUGACGGAGCUGCUGCUGUCCACGCUGCUGCCCGACGAGGACGCCUCGGCCUCCUCGGAGGAGGACGAGGACGACUCUCACGGCCCGUUGCGGAACUUCGCCGACUUCGAGUCCAUGGGUUGCGUUGAGGUCAUGACCUUGGACGUGGCACUGGAGAACCUCAACCUCAAGGAGAUGAGACCAGCCCCCAAGACGACUAAAAUGACGACUAAAACGGCACCGCCGAAGAAAGAGCCUCCCCCGCCGCCCCUUUGAUGACGUGGCCCCUCCCUCCCCUCAAACCACCGUCGGUCCAACUGCCAAUGGAUGACAAAAAAGACUGCAGUUCUUUUUGGCUUUGUUUUAUUAUUAUUAUUUUUUUCUCGGUGAUUGUCAUUUCAGCUCCGUUGUGCCCCACUCAGCCCCGUGUCUAUUACUUUGUGUACAAUGAAUAAAAGUAGGGAGACGAGAGAAUGUGAAAGCAAGUGUGGUGAGUGCGUGAGAGAAGGGGAGGGAAAAAAUACUAUAGGAAAAUAUAUUAUAGAUCAAAAAUCUUUAUGAAUGAUAAUCACAUUACCCGUGUUUCCUCUCGCAAAUGAGCAAUGCAGAGAUACACACACACACACACACACGCCUCUCCGGUAAAAACGCUGCUGUGUAUUUAUAGUUAUUAAAGAAGUGCUUGGAUGGUUUACUACAACAGAAGCAUGAGCUUAAAUCACCAUGUGCCCAGUUGGAAGUGCACAGUCACCCAGAGGAGCUUUCUCUUUCUGUCCCGACACCAGUCGCGUCUCUCUCUCUCACACACACACACACACACACACAGAGUUGGGCAUGUUGGGCUGCCUGUGUGACAUCACCUUUUUGGGGUCCUGCGACCCGGCUUUCUAUCGACGGCGGGCGCUUUGGUUUUCAAAUGCAUAUCCGGUGUCCAUGUGUACACUACAGAUGCUCCACCUGAAGGCGUCAUGCAGCUGUGCGCUGCAUCUCCUCCGAGGGACCUUUUUCAGGCCUUUUUUUUUUUUAAAACACAGAAGAAACCUUGUCUUUGCAUCGGUUGUUUCCUCCUCCCACUCCCGCCUCUUUCUCUUUAAAGGACGACCAGGCGCUACCUGCUCAGCUCAUGAAUGCACAGAUUACUCAUCAUGUGACUUGAAGGAGAGACUCCCGUGUUGCUCUUCCCAUUCAUUUCUCUCGCUCAGACUAAGAUCUCUUAAUGCCUCCACUGCUACCUGAACAAAUGCAAUGUAUGUCUUUGGCUCAGAACGAGCCAAACCACAGGGUAAACCUUUCAGUCUGGAGGACAAUAAAAUGUUUUGGAUGGAAAUUAACUAACCCAA